Messenger RNA from Aspergillus mulundensis, 1089 nucleotides. RefSeq lists its product as uncharacterized. Bases 1 to 1089 code for a protein of 362 amino acids. Lineage: Eukaryota; Fungi; Ascomycota; Eurotiomycetes; Eurotiales; Aspergillaceae. The record is from RefSeq and is a predicted model, not a curated record. The transcript is spliced from 2 exons.
AUGGCGCUUAACACCACGGCCAGGGUCCUGCGACAGGCCCCGAGCACCCUCCAGCAGUCCAUCAACCUGAACCAAAAACGCAGCUGGUCAGCAAGAACAAUCCCUUCGCUAACCCCGACACAAUCCCCGGAACUCGACCAGCUCCUCAACCGUUUCCGCGACGAGCUAUUCAUCCCCCAUUCCCUAAAGGUCCAACAGCGAAAUCUCAUAUAUCGUCCUAGAUUAGCCAGCAAGCUAACCGGACACCCGAUCGUUGUGCCAAUCGGCCCGAAGGAAGAGCCGUAUCAACUCCGCCCAAUCGACAUAUGGAAAGUCCCAGGAAAAAAGGACAGCCUCCGCGUAAUCGCACUCAUGCAUGAGACGAAGGACUGGUCCAAUCUGGUCAAUUUUCUUCGCGGACUUCACAAGGCGGGUUUAAGUUUUCAACCUAGGCACUGGGAGUGGCUUGUUCGGAAAGCCGGAGGCUCAAACGGGCUGGGCGCCCUCGUAAUGGCCGCGCAGCAGUCACAUACUACUGGUUUUACGCUGAACAACGUUUCUCUCGUUGAGCGGCUGUUCUUUGAACUCCACCUGGCCGGCCAGCGGAUCGAAUUUACGGGCGAGGGCAUCGCGAAAAUUUACGGUCUCGCAAAUUCAUUUACCCUUUUGAUGCAUAACCCGCACCAUGCUGUUUCUGAUCUGGACAAUGACCCCAAGAGGAGUACACUUGUUAUUGGUACCUUAUUAGAGCUAAGUGCUGCUCGCGCUCUGAGUGACUAUGGUAGCAAUGUCGACAAGGUCGAGUACGAAGCUGUCGAGAAGAAGGUCGAGUACCAAGCACGGCGUCUUCUCGCCAGCCUGAAGAGACAGAACCUCAGCCAAGUAGGCGAGGAUUGGGUGUCCAAUGACAAGCUACUUCAACGGCUCGUGCCAUGUUACAAUGGAUUGAAGCUUGCUCUGCAAGUAGAUGUCAUCGCGCGCAACAAACAAUUCGCGGCAGCGUUGAAGACGCGGACGAAUGAGCUCGGAAUGUUCAUUGGAGACUUGAAGAAGGGGGUGCAUAGACCUACAAUCGGCCUGGUGCAGGCUCAACUGCUGCAUCAGAACUGA